Molecule: messenger RNA, 1237 nt
Organism: Homalodisca vitripennis (glassy-winged sharpshooter)
Lineage: Eukaryota; Metazoa; Arthropoda; Insecta; Hemiptera; Cicadellidae
Exons: 2
Coding region: 11-1237 (408 amino acids)
Source: RefSeq, a predicted model, not a curated record
CAGUUUCAUAAUGUCGUUUAACGAUAAUAAACCAUUUUGGUGUGAGUUUAUUGAACUUUAUAGGGAGCAACGAGCUUUAUGGGACAUAAAAAGUAAAAAUUAUUCCAACAAAAAUAUCAGAAAAGAAGGAUAUUCCGUUCUCGUUGAAAAAUGCAAGGAAGUUAAUCCGGAUUGCGACGAGAAAUUUGUCAAAUCCAAAAUCGAAACCUUGAGGGCAUCGUUCCGAAGAGAGCUGAAAAAGGUUGAAAAAUCAAAGAUUACCGGAAGUGGUCAGGAUGAUGUGUAUGAACCAUCUCUUUGGUAUUUUGAUUUACUGCUUUUCAUAACAGACCAAGAGGUAGUCAGGAAAGGUGUAUCUUCGAUCGGCAAAAGAUCCAGAAGUAUUGCGUCCCUUGAAGAAGAUGAAGAAGGAGUGGACGACGUGGAAGCGGAAACGCAGGACGAAAUAACCAAAGCUCAAGAUGACGCAUCUACAGGGAUACACGCUGAUAUACGCCCAUCACCAUCAAGUACACCAGUAAGUCGCCCAUCAGUAUCAAGUAGGUCUAACCCAGGAUCAACUACUCGAACAAACCGAAAAAAGAUAUCUGAUUUUGAAAAGAAACAAGAACGAUUUUUGGAUACAGCUACGUCUGUCCUAUGUAAUCAGAAUAAGUUCCGGGCUUUUGGAAACAACGUGGGCUUCCAACUGGAAGAUAUGGACCGUCAACAACAAGUAAUUGCAGAAAAGCUUAUAUCUGAUGUUUUGUUCCACGGUAAGUUAGGCAGUUUGAAAGCAUCUGCGGCCAUAUUGACAGAACAACAGCCAACCCAACGGAAUAUACCAUCACUUAACCAUUUUAUGGACACUAAUCAAAACAACAAUCCAUAUCCGUAUAGGCCGGCUGACGCUGAAUAUUUCUUACAAGAUCAAAAUUAUCAACAUCAGACAUUCAGUUUUGACCCAUAUUAUGUGCAAAGCCAAAUCAACCCUACUCAACAUCAGGUACAACGACAACAUCUACAACAACAAGUACAGCAAAAACAUGUACAGCAACAAAAAAUAGAUAUUUCACCUCAAACUGUACGUUGUCCUAAGAAUUUUUCUUUACCAGAACCUGCUCAAAGUCAAACGGCAGCAACUAAACCUACCGCAGGUCAAGCACUAGCGAUUCAAGAAAAAACUGCUCAACAAGAAGUUCGGAAUGAACUCAAACAGUAUUUGAAUCUACCCGGUGUCAGCGAGGACAAUGUAUAA